CUGUGUGAAUUCUAAAUUGGUUGUGAUGAAACUGCUUUUUAUACUUUCCUCAUUUAUUGCUGUCACGGUGGCACAGCAGUCUUUAUUGCAUUGCACUUACAUACAUUAUUACGAUUUCAAUUACGAUUCCAUCUAUGCAUGUCAACUAAUAAUCAACAAUCCCGAAGGCUUCAACAACAUUACCGACAUUGAUGGUAUUCAUUUGGAUGGAUUCACAAAUGCUGACGUAAACUUUAUAUCCAGACGCGAUGGCUCUACAGCAAAUAUACCGCAAAUCAUCUGCGACACAUUCCCAAAUAUUGAACAUCUUCAACUGAACAAUGCGGGAAUAAUUACAAUUGAUAACAGUGCUUUCAGUGGUUGUUCGCGUGUCAGACGAAUUGACUUACAUUAUAAUCGAAUCACGUCGAUCUCUGAAAACGCUUUUGUUAACCUUCCGGAAGUUUCGAGUAUCAGCUUAGGUGAUAACUUGCUUGCUACCUUGCCAGAAAAUGUGUUUGCAAAUCAAUCAAAUCUAACGGAACUAGUCUUGGACUACAAUAGUUUUGAAUAUUUACCAGCCGGUCUAUUCAGACCUUUAAAAAACCUUAAAAGCUUGUUUCUCGGUUACGCUAAUUUGACCACAAUUAAUAACCAGUGGUUUUCAGCAAAUUCGACUUUGAAUUUCUUAAAUUUGUCUGGCAAUAGAUUAAUUCUAUCACCAGGUAUCUUUGCCGGACUGGAAACUUUGAGCGGAAUUUCGUUAGGAGACAAUGGAAUCAACGAAAUCCCGGCUGGAGUAUUUGCCGGAUUUACAAAUCUUCAGUCGUUGUCAUUGGCAAGCAACAAUUUUACCGUACUUCAAGCAGAUUCGUUCCCAGAUCUUGGACAUUUGACCGAUUUACUUCUUAGUUCUAAUCCCAUCAGGGAAAUUGAAGACAACGCAUUCCGUGGACUUGAAGGGUUGUUAAUGCUAUUUGUCGGAAACUGUCGCAUACGUGAACUGAAUGCGAAUUCGUUUGAAAAUCUUAGAAAUCUAACUUAUUUAGAGUUGGGUCGCAACGAAUUUGAGGACAUUCUUCCCGGCACCUUCGCCUCAAUGCCAAAUCUUUACUACAUCGGUUUGUGGAGCAAUCGUUUGAAGAUGUUACGCAGAAAUGUAUUUGGAGCAUUGACUGAGCUACAAACGUUGGACUUAGAUAUGAAUAAUAUGAACGCACUUGACCGAGCCAUCAUUAACGAUGCUGUAAACCUGAACACGCUUCUAUUCUCCAGAAAUUUGUGUGCCAGCAAUUACUUCGGAAACUUCUUAAUGAACCGAGCCGAGUAUUUGCUAAUGCUUGACAGAUGUUUCGCUAACAUGAGAUAUUUUGUUGAUACAACAACUGAAAGUGAUGGUGUCUAUUCGUUUUUUGACGCACACAAUGCUGGAAUCACUUUGCGUGUUCAGUCGGACAAUGAAAUUCAAAUUGCACUUACAUCAGUCAAUUUCUUGUGGACUCCAGCGAUUGAAAUUUUCAUUGGUUCGACCAAUAAUACACAGUCGGUGAUACGAGUAAACGAAGAGACAGAAGUUGUCGCAGUACCAACACCGAAUAUUUUACGACCGAAUCAAUGGAACGAUUUCAGAGUAACAUGGGCUGAUCAAAAUGUUCUUGUAUUCAGUUCGAACGACACUUUUCCAUUCAUGAACUAUACAAUGCAGGACAUCUUCCCCGUUAACUUUUAUGGUCUACGAGCUGUUGAAACUAGAGCUACGUGGCGUAUACAACCGUUGCAAUAGACGUUCCAGCCGGUCUUGCUCAAUGCAGAGGGAACAUUACAUUGCCUCAAUUACAGAAACGAUGAAUUUUUGAAUUAAAUAAAAUCGAAAAAUAUUUUUAAA
Messenger RNA from Bradysia coprophila, 1864 nucleotides. RefSeq lists its product as uncharacterized. The record is from RefSeq and is a predicted model, not a curated record. Gene Ontology annotation, molecular function: protein binding. Lineage: Eukaryota; Metazoa; Arthropoda; Insecta; Diptera; Sciaridae.